Papaver somniferum (opium poppy) is the source of this 1910-nucleotide messenger RNA. Its product is annotated as lysine histidine transporter-like 8. The transcript has 5 exons. Gene Ontology annotation, cellular component: plasma membrane. Bases 77 to 1702 code for a protein of 541 amino acids. The record is from RefSeq and is a predicted model, not a curated record. NCBI's taxonomy places the organism in Eukaryota, Viridiplantae, Streptophyta, Magnoliopsida, Ranunculales, Papaveraceae.
UCUGUAAACACGUACGCAAAAUUCAAAAGAAAAAUCCAUACCUCAUACUAUAGGGAGCAUUUCUAACUCGAGAGCAAUGGAUGAAAUCUACGGAGGCAAAGGAGAAAUUAGUUCCCUACCAAUAACACCAAGAUCAUCAGCAAUGGCACCUCCAAUACCACCAAUUUCUGCUCCACCUUCUCAAUUUCAUUCACCAUCGUUGAGUAGAUCUCCUUUACUACUCGAGAGCCCAAUUCACCAAGAAAAAUCUUUAUCUACUAAUAUUCAUACCCCGAAUGCUAAAACACCAAAUUCAAGACUUUCAUUAACACCACGGUUUCUUACACCAUUAGGUAGCCCGGUAAGAAAAAUCAUUAAAAUGACUAAGUUAGAAACUCAUCAUGAUGAUCCUGAUAAUUGGCUUCCUUUAACCGAAUCUAGGAACGGUAACGCGUAUUAUGCCGCUUUUCAUACUCUUUGUUCCGGUAUUGGUAUUCAAGCUUUGGUUCUUCCGGUUGCCUUUACUAUUCUUGGUUGGACUUGGGGAAUCAUAAGCUUGACAAUUGCAUUUUCAUGGCAACUUUACACUCUCUGGUUGCUUGUUCAGCUUCAUGAAUCAGUUGACGGAACUCGCUAUAGUCGAUACUUAGAUCUUUUCACGGCAGCAUAUGGUGGAAGGGCAAGAAAAAUUAUAGCCACGGUUCCAAUUGUGUACCUAUCAGCAGGAACAUGUAUUGCCUUGAUCAUCAUAGGUGGUUCAACUAUGAAGCUAAUCUAUCAGACACUAUGUGCAGGCACAUGUAGCAACCCUAAGCCAUUGACUCCCACUGAAUGGUAUUUGGUAUUUACAUGCGUUGCAGUAGUGUUUUCUCAGCUUCCAAAUUUGAAUUCUAUCGCCGGUGUUUCGUUAAUUGGCGCUGUUACAGCCGUUGGGUACUGUACGAUUAUGGUUGUCGUUUCAAUAAUCAAAGGCAGGAUUCCUGGUGCUACUUACGAUCCCGUUGAUGAAAGUUCUGAUGUUUUAAAGAUUUUCGGUCAGCUCAAUGGCCUUGGUAUUAUCGCAUUUGCUUUCAGAGGACAUAAUCUUGUUCUCGAGAUUCAGGGAACACUGCCAUCAAGUGAAAAAUACCCAUCCAAAGUGCCUAUGUGGAGAGGUGUAAAGCUUGCCUAUGCAAUAAUCGCUAUGUGCCUAUUUCCUCUGGCAAUAGGAGGUUAUUGGGCUUAUGGUCAUAUGAUACCAGAAAACGGAGGAAUGUUGUCAGCGUUAUUCGCAUUUCACAGCCGGGAUACAUCCAAGACAGUUCUUGUACUGACGGGUUCAGCAAUAGUGGUAAAUGCAGUAUGCUCUUUCCAAAUCUAUGGAAUGCCAUCUUUUGAUGAUAUGGAACAGAGAUACACAAACAGGUUUCACAAGGCAUGUCCAUGGUGGGUUCGAGUAUUGACUCGUCUGUUUUUCGGAUUUAUAAACUUCUUUGUGGCGGUUGCAAUACCAUUCUUGGGUAGUCUUGCUGGUUUAAUCGGAGGGUUAGCAUUACCAAUCACUUUAGUUUAUCCAUGUUUCAUGUGGAUUUCCGUCAAUAAACCAAAACCACAUAGUGCAAUGUGGUACGUUAACUGGGGACUUGGAAUUCUUGGUAUAGCAUUGACAUGCAUAUUGGUUGCAGCUGGGUUUUUUACUGUGAUAAACACUGGUAUCAAGGUCAGCUUUUUCAAACCCAAGUAAGUCAGAUAGAAUAUGAAAAGAAACCUUGUGGUUAUGGAAAUUUAUUGAGAGCUCAAGAUUAUAUUGUCCCUUCGGGGAUAUCCAAUAAAAAAAUUAGAACAUUUUAUAUAUUUAGUGGGCUAAUCUUUCUUUGUGUUCUUACUUUUUGUUUGUUAAUUGUUAUUACUCCAUCUUCGUCAAGCUGAUGCAAGAUGAAUAAGGUUGAAAU